CCAAAAAAAAAAAAAAAAAUCACUCAAAUCCAGAAAGGGACGAUCUUUGGGGAUUCAAUUCCGUUUCUGGGUUUUUUUCAAUUUCGACUUGGAUUUAUGUAUAUUAUCUCACUCGUUAAACAAUGGUGAAAGCAGUGGUUGGAGAAGAUACUAGACUUACUUCUGUUGAAGAUCGUCUCUCUCACUCAGCUAUUCCUGCUGAGGUGGGUCUUGUGAUAGGGAAGCUUAGCUCUGUUCUGGAUCGUGGAUUCGUGUUUGAUUUAAUUCCCACACCGAGCAACGAUGAUGGAGAACCAGCUUGCUCGGUUUUGGAGACUAAAGAUGAUAAAAGGAAGCCUUCCAAGUCAAAAUCAGAGUCAAGUUCUCUAUCGAUUGAUUCCGAUUGGGUAGCUGAACAUGCUCGACAGGUAUCGAGAAUGCUGUUGGGUGGAAUGAAGGUUGUUGGUAUCUAUGUGUGGGCUAGUGAUGCUGCUUUUAAGAAUUCUACUAUGAUCCUUUGCCAGGCUAUCAAGGGAGUUACAGAUGCAAUACGACAUUUGGAUCCUAGCUUGGAUGAAGCUCUUCUUAUUCACAUAUGUUAUAGUCCAAGGAGAUGGAGUUGUCGAACUUGUUUGUUGAGCUCAAGUAUUACGUCAAGUAGUCUUCGACCUUGUGACUUUAAGCUGGGAAGGGUGUUAAGUUCUCUACAGAGGUUUAAGUGCAGCUACAGCUUUAAUUUCAGAUUACCAAUUUACCGUGAGGGUGAGUCAACUGCCCAAUCAUUCACUGAUAUCCUCCGUCGAGAACUUGCAAUUCAUGCAAAAGAGCUGAAGAGUGCAAAUGCAAUGGUUGAUGGGGAUUUGGUGCAUAACGAUGAGCCUUGCAACACGGAUGGCGAACAUGAAGUUGAACUGUUAUUCCCAUUCAUGAAAGAUAGUCGUGCUGAAGCAUUAACUGCAAAGAAUAUUACUGGAAUUCUACUCUUCGGUGGUUCUAUAUUCUCUUACGCCUACUUGAACAUGAAAGAACCAGUUUCACAAGCUAUUACUGAUAUUAAGGCUGACAUUAUUAGGAGUCUGCAAAGUAGAUUGGACAUUAUCUGUGACGAGGCUGAGCAGGAUGUCAUUCCAAAGGAUGUUGGAGACGAUGAGGAUGCAAAUGAGAUGUCAAAAAUUCCCAUAUCCAAACUCAUCUUCAAAUCAUCAACAAAAAUAUGCCAUCUCCGUCUUCCUAGGAGAGUUCUUGUUCCGUGGCUGGCGGAUAUGUAUAUCUGCGAUUAUCUACAGCCAUUUGAGUCACACGAGGUGGUAAAAGAACGUUGCAUUGAGUUAAUGUCCAUGGAACAUUCUUCUAUUGACGCAUCAAAGAUUUCAGAAGUGGAAACCGAAACUUCUUUAUUGAUUGCGGAAUCAAUGUGGGACGUGAUAUCUCAUGCGACUUCUGCUUCCAAUUUCCGGUUAGAAGGGAACGUGGAAAGGACAAUGGGUGGAGAUGAAAGAAAGAGAACAAGUAACGCCGGCGGUAAUGCAUCCAACGUCCCUAUUUUGGUAGGGAUUUUCGUGCUUUUACUCUCGAUUGUAAUAGGAUUCAUGCUUUACCAGAGCGAAUAGCAAAUAUCACAUAAAUCUCUGUUUUGAUCAAACCACAAAUGAAUUGAGUUUUGUUUCAAGAAUUAUAGUUAUAGAGCAAGUUUUUUUUCC
Camelina sativa (false flax) is the source of this 1679-nucleotide messenger RNA. RefSeq lists its product as uncharacterized. Gene Ontology annotation, cellular component: endomembrane system. Lineage: Eukaryota; Viridiplantae; Streptophyta; Magnoliopsida; Brassicales; Brassicaceae. Gene Ontology annotation, biological process: intracellular protein localization. The record is from RefSeq and is a predicted model, not a curated record.